This is a messenger RNA of Populus euphratica (Euphrates poplar), 1288 nucleotides long. RefSeq lists its product as uncharacterized. The transcript has 8 exons. The record is from RefSeq and is a predicted model, not a curated record. Gene Ontology annotation, cellular component: clathrin vesicle coat; membrane. NCBI's taxonomy places the organism in Eukaryota, Viridiplantae, Streptophyta, Magnoliopsida, Malpighiales, Salicaceae. Gene Ontology annotation, biological process: endocytosis. The coding region runs from base 224 to 1081 and encodes 285 amino acids.
AUUACUUGCACUUGCAACUCAUGUUCUCUGUCAUUGCACAAGCAGGGGAAAACCCACAGACAAAUUCCCUCUUGAAACUCAAUUUCCUUGUUUCUUAAACACCCCCUUGUAUUCUUUUUUCUUAAAUUCCGGUAAAGCUCCGAACUUUACCUCAGUGAGCUCACAUCUUCAUUUAACCUAUCCUUGUUUCUGUAUCAAAAUUUAAUCUUUCUCUCGUGAGAUCAUGGAGAAAGUAGAGAAGGCACCGAAUGAUAUUGAGAGUGAAGAAACUGAAGCUAUAGAGCUCAUUCUCUUUCAAGUCUCUGAAUGUUAUGUUUAUAUGAUACCUCCUAGGAAAAGUGCUGCUUCUUACAGGGCUGAUGAAUGGGAUGUUAACAAAUGGGCCUGGGAAGGGACUUUGAAAGUCAUUAGUAAGGGUGAAGAGUGCAUUAUCAGACUUGAAGAUAAAACCACAGGUGAAUUAUAUGCCCGGGCAUUUUUGAGAAAUGGGGAUCUACAUCCAGUGGAACCUGUACUUGAUAGCAGCAGAUAUUUUGUUCUUCGAAUAGAGGAAAAUAUUGGUGGUCGCCUUAGGCAUGCAUUUAUUGGCAUAGGAUUUAGAGAAAGAGCAGAAGCUUAUGACUUCCAGGCAGCACUGCACGAUCACAUGAAAUAUCUGGACAAGAAGAAAACUGCGGAAGAGAUGGAGCAGCAUUUUCAAACAACUUCCUCGGUGGAUUACAGUUUAAAAGAAGGGGAAACUAUUGUACUCCAAAUAAAAAAUAAACCUAGAGGUAGUGUGAAGUCCAAGAUUUUUGAGCAGGGUCUGAACAAUCUGUCAUUGGAGGAAAACAGUGGUCGAAAAGAACCCUUGCUUAGUAUCAGACCGCCUCCGCCUCCCCCAGCACCGCUUUCACCUGCUACAAGUGUACAGAAUUCUCCAUCAAACUUGCCACCAAAAAUUACUCUUGAAGGAACUUCUACUGAAAAGUCCCCAUGCUUGACGAAGGAUGAAGCAGAACAACAACAACAUUUGCCUGACAAUGAAAGCUCACAAGAUAUACAAGAUGAUGAUUUUGGAGAUUUUCAGGCAGCUGGUUGAUGUGGACUACAAAUUGACGUGUUUAUAAUAAAAUUCCUCGAUUUUAUUCUUGUUUUUGUGGGACUGGUGUUUUCAAGGAUUUAGAUAGAGAUCCAGCUGGGUUUUGGUUAUCAUGGUUUGUGAAAUAUGCUGUAAAUAUUACGGGAAGUGGAGAUACCUAACCGACCUCAUCAUGCUGCUAAGAUUGAUUUACCUCUCUCUCUGAAA